AAUGGCGUCAGCAGUCGAACACGAACACGAACACUAAGGAAUUUUUCAGUGGUGUCUGUGUCUGUGAAUUAAUAUUGGGGGUAAAAAAACUGUGUGCGUUUAUUUUGUUUAUAAAUUUAAUUGCAAAUACGGCACAUAAAUACACAGCGCGUACACACACCUACACAUACAAAUUCAAAAGUGCGCUUAUCAAUGAAUUGAAUUAAAUUUGAGGCAGCAGCAGCAGCAAGAAGCACGCCAACGCCAACGAAGUGAAUUUUUCGAGGGAACGGAAAAAAAUGGCGCCCGCCUCAGCCACAGAAGCAAGUUGACUUUCUUUUCGGUGUGUGUAGUUCGUCGCCGUACUCGUUGUUCGUUUUCGUCGCAUAUUUGUCGCGAUCAAAAAUAGUGAAAAAGAGAGAAAUAUUGCAAAUUGCAUCCAAAACGCGACGUUGACGUACAGCAGGAGGCUAGUAUUUUGUACGUGAUUUUGUAUAACUACAUACAUAUACAUAUAAUACAAAUACAAGCAACAGAAAAGUGCAAUUACAUUUGCGUUUGGAAAUUUUGCGCUUUUUUCUCUUUCGCCUCCCCCUUUUUCUGCUUUGCUUCAUUUAUAAUGUGCGCUGCACAGAGCAAUCCGCCGCCCUUCGGCUACACUUGGGGUUUUACAGACAACGGCAGCCGUGCCGCAGAAUCAGUUUUGGAGAUAUCGCCAAAUAUUAACUACACUGUCAGUGGGGAAUCGAUGCCCUAUCUGUUAUCCACGGAUGGAUCAUUGGCCGUACAAAAGGAUGUUAAAGGUGCACUCGCCAGCAAUAAGGGCAAUGUCGUUCGUCGCAUGUUCGUGGUGAACGAUUCCUCGUUUGCGCCCGGAACACAAAGAGUAAUUACCACAGGCGCCGCGUCGACGGUGGUCAAAAAACAGGACUCUGGUCAACAGGUGUUGAGCAUAAAUUCGCUCGAUAAGAACUAUCUUUUGGUCGAUCAGGCAACAGCGGCAGCAGCUGCGGCUGCGGCAGCAGGUGGAGGUGAUCCGACGACUGCUGCACACCAUCAUGCAUUGACAAAUGGCAGCAUUGUUGACACAAAAACUGGACAAACGGUAUUAACCACUUCGAGUGCCGCCGCUGCGGCCAAGUCGCAUUUUGGCUCAAUUGGACCAUUGCAUCUCACCCAAGAGGAAUGCAAUGAGAUCCUAAUCAAGCGCGCCAUUGCAGCCGGUCACGGCCACCAUCAGACGCACACACUCACCGCUGGCGACGGAGCCCACCACCAUCAUCAUUCGACGGCGCCGGGCGCGACACCAAGUUAUUGUUCCGUUGGCGGUGCAACAACACUCUUAGGUGACAUACUUCCUGGUAUUUCAGUUCAAGUACAGAAAGUAAUACAAGGACUCGAAGAGAACGAGGACUCGCAGGGCGACGCACCCAACUUAAAGUUGGAGCCAGGCACAUUAGAAUUGUCCCCAAAGACCGAACUACAGGAAUCAAUGCAUUUCAGCGAAACCGACGCCACCAUCAAAAAGGAGCGCCCGUACAGUUGUGACGAGUGCGGUAAAUCCUUUCUGCUCAAACAUCAUUUGACAACACACGCACGCGUGCACACAGGUGGCGAACGACCACAUAUUUGCACCCAUUGCGGCAAAAGUUUUGCGCACAAGCACUGUUUGAAUACGCAUCUACUGCUUCACUCAACUGAUCGGCCAUAUCAGUGUCAGGAGUGCAAGAAGAGCUUUACGCUUAAGCAUCAUCUAUUGACGCAUUCGCGCGUCCACAGCCGGGAACGGCCAUUUGUUUGCCAGGAGUGCGGACGUGCAUUUCCCCUCAAACGUCAUCUGGUUACGCACAGUAAAUUUCACGCCGGCGAACGUCCCUACGUCUGCGAGGAAUGCGGUGAGAGUUUCGCACAGGAGAAUCACCUGAUUAUGCACUCGCGUUUUCAUGGUUCAUUGAAUCCAUUUGUUUGCGCUGAUUGCGGAGCCUCGUUUCCACGAAAGUUUCAAUUGGUUAAUCACGGUCGCAUACACGGCAAGAUACCACACUCCUGCACAGUUUGUGGCAAAGAAUUUCUACAGAAGCGCACACUAGUUUCCCACAUGAGGCGCGUACACACAGGCGAGCAGGCGCAUCCCUGCGUUAGCUGCGGCGAAGGUUUCCUCACCAAAGCAGAGCUGCAUCAGCAUGUGCGUGCAGCGCACAAUGGUGUUAAUCCCAAUACGAGCAGCGCUACCAUCAUAGCCAAUCAGCAGCAGCUUCAACAGCCACAUCAUCAUCCUGGACAUCCACAGACGAUCACCGUUGUCAGCAAUCCAGCUAAUUCAACGCUGCUCACCGUCUCCACAACCGAUGCGAAUGGUGUAACGCGUCCACAGUUCGUUUGCCGUGAAUGUGGCAGUGCGUUUAAUAGUCGCGAGGCGCUCGCCUUGCACUUGCGACUGCAUACGGGCGACAAGAGUUUGAUGACCGAUCUGUGCGCCUUGACAGCAGCGCUGCCUGGUCACUUCUUGAGCACUGCUAGCCUUAAUCCGGGUACUGUGGUCACGGCCAACCCAAAUCUGGUGGGACAGAGUCCGGUGCCGGUGCAAAUCAUAUCAUCAACCGGUCAGGUGAUGUCACAGACCACGCUGGUGCAGGCCGCCAAUUCGACCCAUCCGCAAGCCGUUGUCACAGCUGUGCCCACAAUGCCCGUGCACGGGCAACAGCAUCUGCAGCACGUCCAGCAACAGCAGCAGCAACAUGUUGUCACCGUGUCGCCGGCCAACAAGCCUAAAUCGCAUUUCUGCGCCAGCUGCGGCAAAGGAUUCGCUGCCAAGCACGGUCUAAUGCAGCACAAUCGACGACAUCCAAACGGGGGCUGCACGGUUCGCACUCAUGUUUGCGAAUGUGGAAAGGCGUUCUUCCAAAAGAAUCAUCUGAUGCUGCAUCAGCGCCAGCAUUUGGAAACAAAGCCAGCCAUAUCGCAGCAACAGGAGGCCGACGUGCAACAGCAGCAACAAGCAGCAGCUGCAGCCGCAGCCGCCGCCGCUGCUGGCCAACAACCUGCUCAGGUGGAGGUGCAAAUCGUAUCCAGUGGCCAUGGCCAUGGCAAAGUCAUCAAAUACGAGAUCUGUCGCAACGUGUUGCAGGAGGAGCAACAACAGCAGCAGCAGCAGCAGCAACAACAACAACAACAGGGCUCCAUGCAUGCAGAGUAAACUAAAAGAGAGAGAGAAAGUAAGGGGCGGAGCAGCAAGCGAGAAGAAGAGAACGAGAGUUGAUAACAUUAUGAUGAGCAUUUCUGAUGUAACUAUUUGUAAAUAUACAAAGCCAAUUUGUGCAAUUGCAAUUGCGAGGCAAAGGCGAAGGCGAAGGCGAAGGCUUGCUCCCGCUCUCAAAAGAAACACACAUACACACACACAUAUACAUAUGUACACCCACCCACGCACACCAGCAAACUUAUAAAUAGAUAUAUAAAAUAUGAACAGGGCAGCUUUGCAAGCCACACACAUACACACGCAACAGCUAAAAGUGAAUAUAAGAGAAGAGAUCCUUGUGCGUAUAUAAGAGUUAAGCGAUUCCCUUAGUUGUAUUACUUUAGUUAUCAAUUAGCUAUUAAUUAAAUAGACAACUAGCUACAUAUAUAAACAUAUAUAUAUAUACACCCACACACACACAUACAAUUGUAACUGUAAUUAGUAACUAUACUGUUAUAAUUUCUUUGUGAUGUAUUGGUCGCAUCUAAAACAAGAACCUCGUCUAAGUUGCAAAAGUUUUUACCUAAUUACUUUUUAAUUGAAACAUUUUAAAAACGAACACACACACA
Molecule: messenger RNA, 3783 nt
Organism: Drosophila hydei
Lineage: Eukaryota; Metazoa; Arthropoda; Insecta; Diptera; Drosophilidae
Gene: cg
Product: gastrula zinc finger protein XlCGF26.1
Exons: 12
Coding region: 599-3175 (858 amino acids)
Biological process (GO): negative regulation of transcription by RNA polymerase II
Cellular component (GO): nucleus
Molecular function (GO): DNA-binding transcription repressor activity, RNA polymerase II-specific; RNA polymerase II cis-regulatory region sequence-specific DNA binding
Source: RefSeq, a predicted model, not a curated record